This is a messenger RNA of Stegostoma tigrinum, 8858 nucleotides long. It is a transcript of the gene tln2b, whose product is annotated as talin 2b. The record is from RefSeq and is a predicted model, not a curated record. Gene Ontology annotation, molecular function: actin filament binding; integrin binding; structural constituent of cytoskeleton. Bases 351 to 7979 code for a protein of 2542 amino acids. The transcript is spliced from 59 exons. Gene Ontology annotation, cellular component: cytoskeleton; plasma membrane; ruffle. Gene Ontology annotation, biological process: cell-cell adhesion. NCBI's taxonomy places the organism in Eukaryota, Metazoa, Chordata, Chondrichthyes, Orectolobiformes, Stegostomatidae.
UCUUUGUGUUUUUUUUAAAUACAUAUUAUCACCCUGCCUCCCCUCUCAUCCCCUCCCCUCCUGGAGGCUGUUUGCAACAGGGAGGGUUCUGUGGGGGGGGAAAAUCCUGUCACUCGCAAUGCCCUGCCUAGGAAUGCUACAGGUUUUUGUGUUCGUGACUGUCGGUGAGAUUGAAAUCUCUGGCAACUUGUCGCAGCGAUGUAGGACUUAGUACGAGCACCAGGAAAUGGCCAUUUUUUUUUAUGUGGAGAUCAGGGGACUGUUCAGCUGUGAACGCAGGACAGAAGGUAGAGGAUCAACAUCCCAGGUUUGAGGUGUGGUGAGGGCCUGGUCUCUGUUUACUUGGCACCAUGGUGGCCCUGUCGCUGAAGAUCUGUGUCCGUCAGUGCAAUGUUGUCAAGACAAUGCAGUUCGAGCCCUCCACUGUGGUUUAUGAUGCUUGUCGCAUUAUCCGUGAGCGUGUGCCUGAGGCUCAAAUUGGCCAAGCCUCUGAUUAUGGAUUGUUCCUGUCUGACGAUGAUCCAAGGAAAGGGAUCUGGCUCGAAGCUGGCCGCACUCUGGAUUAUUACAUGCUUCGGAAUGGGGACAUCCUGGAGUAUAAGAAAAAGCAGAGACCUCAGAAAGUGAGAAUGCUGGAUGGGGCAGUGAAGACGGUCAUGAUCGAUGAUUCGAAGACUGUUGGCGAACUACUCGUCCCCAUUUGCAGUCGAAUAGGUAUCACCAAUUAUGAAGAGUACUCCUUGAUUCAAGACAUUGUUGAAGAGAAAAAAGAAGACGGAACAGCGACAUUGAAGAGAGACAGAACUCUGCACCGGGAUGAGAAGAAGAUGGAGAAGUUAAAGGCAAAGCUUCACACUGAUGACGAUUUGAACUGGUUGGAUCACAGUCGAACCUUCCGAGAGCAGGGUGUUGAUGAAAACGAAACACUGUUGUUAAGACGCAAGUUCUUUUACUCUGACCAGAACGUUGAUUCCCGAGAUCCAGUGCAGCUGAAUCUGCUGUAUGUCCAGGCUCGAGAUGAUAUUCUGAACGGAUCCCACCCAGUCUCCUUCGAAAAAGCCUGUGAAUUUGGGGGCAUUCAGGCUCAAAUCCAGUUUGGACCCCACGUGGAACACAAGCACAAGCCUGGAUUUCUUGAUUUGAAGGAGUUCUUGCCAAAGGAGUACAUCAAGCAGAGGAAUGCGGAGAAGAAGAUCUUUCAGGAACACAAGAACUGCGGGGAAAUGACUGAGAUUGAAGCAAAAGUUAAAUAUGUUAAGUUGGCUCGCUCGCUCCGAACCUAUGGGGUGUCAUUCUUUUUGGUGAAGGAAAAAAUGAAAGGGAAGAACAAGUUAGUUCCUCGACUCCUGGGCAUUACCAAGGAUUCGGUGAUGCGCGUCGAUGAAAAGACCAAAGAAGUGAUGCAGGAGUGGCCCCUCACAACCGUCAAACGCUGGGCAGCCUCUCCAAAGAGCUUCACUCUGGAUUUUGGAGAAUACCAGGAAAGCUACUAUUCUGUUCAGACGACAGAGGGUGAACAGAUCUCUCAGCUAAUCGCUGGUUAUAUUGACAUCAUCCUCAAGAAGAAGCAAAGUAAGGAUCGAUUUGGACUGGAAGGAGAUGAAGAGUCAACGAUGCUGGAAGAAUCUGUUUCUCCAAAAAAAUCCACCAUAUUGCAGCAGCAGUUUAAUAAGACGGGGAAGAUCGAGCAUGCGUCCGUGGCGCUGCCCGCUGUGAUGAGGCCGGGUGCUGGUGGGCCGGAGAGCUUCAACACGGGCACGAUGCCAGUUCCGCAGCAACAGAUCCUGAGUGGGCAAAUGCACCGGGGCCACAUGCCCCCACUGACAUCAGCACAGCAAGCAUUAAUGGGAACCAUUAACUCCAGUAUACAGGCGGUUCAGCACGCUCAGUCUGACCUGACUGAGAUAGAUAAUUUACCCCCACUGGGGCAGGACAUGGCGUCCAAGGUGUGGGUCCAGAACAAGGUGGAUGAAUCGAAGCACGAAAUCCACUCGCAGGUUGAUGCGAUCACAGCAGGAACGGCCUCCGUGGUCAACCUCACGGCCGGAGAUCCCGCAGACACUGAUUACACUGCAGUGGGCUGUGCCAUCACUACCAUUUCUUCGAAUCUGACGGAGAUGUCUAAGGGUGUGAAGAUGCUGGCAGCUCUCAUGGACGAUGACAUUGGCAGUGGCCAGGACCUGUUGCGUGCUGCGAGGACAUUGGCUGGCGCCGUGUCUGAUCUGCUGAAGGCAGUUGAGCCUUCAUCGGGGGAGCCUCGGCAGACCGUCCUGACAGCAGCUGGAAGCAUUGGCCAGGCCAGUGGAGACCUCUUGCGGCACAUUGGAGAGAGCGAGACGGACGAGCGAUUCCAGGAUGUGCUGAUGAGUUUGGCCAAGGCAGUGGCGAAUGCAGCCGCCAUGUUGGUCCUGAAGGCGAAGAAUGUGGCGCAGGUGGCCGAAGACACUGUGCUGCAAAACCGGGUGAUCGCUGCUGCCACACAGUGUGCCCUGUCCACCUCGCAGCUGGUCGCCUGUGCGAAGGUGGUCAGUCCAACCAUCAGCUCGCCCGUGUGCCAGGAGCAGCUGGUGGAGGCCGGGAAGCUGGUGGACCGCUCGGUCGAGGGCUGUGUCAAGGCCUGCCAGGCAGCUACGGAGGACACCGAGCUCCUGAAGCAGGUCAGCGCUGCGGCGAGCGUGGUUAGCCAGGCCCUCAACGACCUCCUCCAGCACGUGCGCCAGUAUGCCAGCAGAGGGGAGCCCAUCGGGCGCUACGACCAGGCGACUGACACCAUCAUGACUGUGACCGAGAGCAUCUUCAGCUCCAUGGGUGACGCAGGGGAGAUGGUUCGACAGGCGCGAGUCCUGGCCCAGGCCACGUCAGAUUUGGUGAACGCCAUGAGGUCAGACGCAGAGGCGGAGAGCGAUGUUGAUAACUCAAAGAAGCUGCUAGCCGCGGCGAAGCUAUUGGCUGAUUCCACGGCGAGGAUGGUGGAAGCCGCGAAGGGCGCAGCCGCAAAUCCGGAAAACCAGGACCAACAGCAGAAACUGCGGGAAGCAGCGGAAGGCCUGCGAGUCGUCACCAACUCGGCUGCUCAGAACGCCAUCAAAAAGAAGCUGAUUAAUCGGCUUGAGAAUGCAGCCAAACAAGCAGCUGCUUCCGCAACGCAGACUAUUGCAGCUUCGCAGAAUGCAUCAUCGUCCAAUAAGAACACGGCCGCCCAUCAACAACUGGUCCAAAGCUGCAAGGUCGUUGCUGAUUAUAUUCCUCAGUUGGUGCAAGGUGUGCGAGGGAGCCAGGCUGAGCCUGAGAAUCUUAAUGCCCAACUCGCCUUGAUUAUUGCUAGCCAGAACUUCCUUCAGCCUGGAAGCAAGAUGGUCUCCUCCGCUAAGGCUGCCGUGCCCACAGUCGCUGACCAGGCCGCUGCCAUGCAGCUUGGCCAAUGCGCUAAGAACCUUGCCACGAGCCUGGCUGAGCUCCGAACGUCAGUGCAAAAGGCUCAUGAGACAUGUGGGCCCAUGGAAAUUGACUCCGCCCUGCAGUCGGUGCAGACUCUGAGGAAUGAACUACAGGAUGCCAAGAUGGCAGCAGCCGACGGACAACUGAAGCCGUUGCCAGGGGAGACGCUGGAGAAAUGUGCACAGGAUCUGGGAAGUACAUCCAAGGCUGUUGGCUCUUCAAUGGCACAGCUCCUCACUUGUGCAGCUCAAGGCAAUGAACAUUAUACAGGUAUCGCCGCACGGGAAACAGCGCAAGCUCUCAAGACACUGGCAUCGGCUGCCCGUGGUGUGGCAGCUUCGACUGAGAACUCUCCGGCUCAGAACUCCAUGUUGGACACAGCCCGGGAUGUGAUGGACGGAUCUGCCCUGCUGAUCCAGGAAGCCAAGCACACGCUGGCUUCACCCGGGGAUGCCGAGAGCCAGCAGAGGCUGGCACAGGUGGCUAAGUCAGUCUCUCACUCGCUGAACAACUGUGUGAACUGUCUGCCAGGGCAGAAGGAUGUGGACAUGGCACUUAAGAGCAUUGGAGAAUCCAGCAAAAAGCUGCUGGUCGACUCGUUGCCACCGAGCACCAAGAGUUUUCAGGAGGCGCAGAGCGAACUGAACCAAGCUGCUGCGGGUCUGAAUCAGUCAGCGGGGGAGGUGGUUCAUGCCUCCCGAGGGACGAGCAGGCAAUUGGCCGCUGCGUCCGGCAAAUUCAGCGAAGAUUUUGACGAGUUUCUGGAUGCAGGCAUCGAAAUGGCUGGACAAGCUCAGACAAAGGAGGGUCAGAUCCAGGUCAUUGGUAACUUGAAGAAUAUUUCUAUGGCUUCCAGCAAACUGCUCCUCGCUGCCAAGUCGCUAUCUGUUGAUUCUGCUGCGCCCAAUGCCAAGAAUCUCCUGGCAGCAGCUGCCCGGGCUGUGACUGAGAGCAUCAAUCAGCUGAUUACUCUCUGCACCCAGCAGGCUCCUGGUCAGAAGGAGUGUGACAACGCUCUCCGAGAACUUGAGACUGUCAAAGGCAUGCUGGAAAAUCCCAAUGACCCUGUCAGUGACCUUUCCUAUUUUGACUGCAUUGAGAGUGUGAUGGAGAAUUCCAAGGUCCUUGGAGAGGCUAUGACAGGGAUCUCUCAGAAAGCCAAGACCGGCGAUCUUCCAGCAUUUGGGGAAUCUGUUGGCAUCGCCUCCAAGGCGCUGUGUGGCCUGACAGAGGCAGCGGCUCAGGCUGGUUACCUGGUUGGGAUAUCGGAUCCCAACAGCCAAGCUGGGCACCAGGGGCUAGUGGAUCCCAUCCAGUUUGCUCGAGCCAAUCAGGCGAUCCAGAUGGCAUGCCAGAACCUGGUGGAUCCUGCGAGUAGUCCGUCACAGGUGCUGUCUGCCGCCACCAUCGUCGCCAAGCACACUUCGGCGUUGUGCAACGCUUGCCGGAUCGCCUCCUCCAAAACUGCCAACCCCGUCGCCAAGCGGCACUUCGUCCAGUCGGCCAAGGAAGUUGCCAACAGCACUGCCAACCUCGUGAAGACCAUCAAGGCUCUUGACGGUGACUUCUCUGAAGAGAAUCGAGACAAGUGUCGGGCAGCCACUUCACCUUUAAUCGAGGCUGUGGAAAAUCUGACGGCGUUUGCCUCCAACCCUGAGUUUGUCAGCAUCCCGGCCCAGAUUGGAGCUGAGGGUGCUCAGGCCCAGGAACCAAUCCUUGCUGCUGCUCGCUCAAUGCUCGACAGCUCAUCAUCGCUCAUCAAAAGUGCCCGAUCACUCGCGAUCAACCCAAAAGAUCCACCCACUUGGUCCAUACUGGCAGGACAUUCCCGUACAGUGUCAGACUCCAUCAAGAGCCUCAUCACCUCUAUCAGGGACAAGGCUCCAGGCCAGCGGGAGUGUGACAGCUCCAUUGACAACAUUAACAAGUGCAUCCGGGAGAUCGAGCAAGCCUCAUUGGCUGCAGUCAGCCAGAACCUGCCCACCAGAGACGACAUUUCCCUGGAGGCCUUGCAGGAACAGAUGAGCUCCACAGUGCAGGAAAUUGGGCACCUGAUUGACCCGAUAACCACGGCAGCUCGUGGAGAAGCUGCACAACUUGGCCAUAAGGUCACUCAGCUGGCCAGUUACUUUGAACCGUUGACCCUGGCCUCUAUCGGUGUGGCAUCAAAGCUUCUUGACCAUCAGCAGCAGAUGACCGUGUUGGACCAAACCAAGACCCUGGCAGAGUCUGCGUUACAAAUGCUGUAUGCUGCCAAAGAAGGUGGUGGUAACCCCAAGGCUGUGCACACACAUGAUGCGAUUACAGAGGCAGCUCAGCUCAUGAAAGAAGCAGUGGACGAUAUCAUGGUGACCCUGAAUGAAGCUGCCAGUGAUAUUGGAAUGGUGGGAGGUAUGGUCGAUGCCAUCGCUGAUGCAAUGAACAGACUGGAUGAAGGCACACCUCCGGAACCUGAGGGAAACUUUGUGGACUAUCAAACCACGAUGGUGAAAUAUUCCAAGGCGAUUGCAGUCACAGCCCAGGAGAUGAUGUCCAAAUCUGUCACCAGCCCUGAGGAGUUGGGUGGCUUAGCCUCCCAGGUGACCACCGACUAUGGCCACCUUGCACAUCAAGGACGCCUUGCUACAGCCACAGCCGACACUGAGGAGAUUGGAUUCCAGAUUAAGACCCGUGUGCAGGACCUUGGUCACGGCUGUAUAUUCCUGGUACAGAAGGCUGGUGCUGUGCAGAUCAGUCCCACCGACAGCUUUACAAAGAGAGAGCUCAUCGAAUGUGCCCGUGCGGUGACUGAGAAGGUCUCCCUGGUUCUGUCUGCCCUGCAAGCGGGCAACAAGGGCACACAGGCCUGUAUCACUGCAGCCAGCACAGUGUCUGGUAUCAUCGGAGACCUGGACACCACCAUUAUGUUCGCCACAGCCGGUACUCUCAACGCGGAGAACGAUGAGUCGUUUGCAGACCACAGGGAGAACAUCCUGAAAACAGCCAAGGCCCUGGUUGAAGACACCAAGUUCCUGGUGUCCGGGGCUGCCUCAAGCCAGGAGAAGUUGGCACAGGCUGCUCAGUGCUCAGUCAACACCAUUACCCAGUUGGCAGAAGUAGUGAAGCAGGGAGCGACCAGCCUCGGCUCCAGUGACCCAGAAACACAGGUGGUGCUCAUCAAUGCCGUGAAGGAUGUGGCCAAGGCUUUGACUGACCUUAUCAGCGCCACAAAAUGUGCAGCUGGCAAACCUGCAGACGAUCCAUCGAUGUACCAGCUGAAGAGUGCAGCUAAGGUAAUGGUUACAAAUGUCACGUCCCUCCUGAAAACAGUCAAAGCUGUGGAGGAUGAGGCCACACGAGGCACCAGGGCACUUGAGGGAACGAUAGAGAGCAUCAAACAGGAGCUUGCGGUUUUCCAGUCGAAGGAGGCACCAGCAAAGACCUACUCACCAGAAGAAUUUAUUCGCAUGACGAAGGGCAUCACAACAGCAACUGCCAAGGCAGUGGCAGCAGGUAAUUCCUGUCGUCAGGACGAUGUGAUUGCAACAGCCAACCUCAGCCGGAAGGCAAUCAUCGACAUGCUGACUGCCUGCAAACAAGCUGCAUACCACGCAGAGGUGGGGGAGGAUGUCCGAAACCGAGCCUUACGCUUUGCCACUGAAUGCACUGUUGGCUACAUGGAGUUACUGGAGCACGUCCUUGUGAUUGUUCAGAAGCCCACAUCAGAGCUGAAGCAGCAGCUAUCUGGAUAUUCCAAGCGGGUAGCAGCAGCAGUUACUGAACUGAUCCAGACAGCAGAAGCCAUGAAAGGCACAGAAUGGGUAGAUCCUGAAGAUCCAACUGUCGUGGCGGAGGCAGAACUACUGGGAGCCGCGGCGUCUAUUGAAGCUGCCGCCAAGAAGCUGGAGCAGCUGAAACCGAGGGCCAAACCCAGGCAAGCUGACGAGACCCUCGACUUUGAGGAACAGAUCCUGGAGGCUGCUAAGUCGAUUGCAGCCGCUACCAGCGCACUGGUGAAGUCUGCCUCUGCUGCCCAGCGAGAACUCGUCGCCCAAGGCAAGGUCGGAGCCAUUCUUGCAAAUGCGGUGGAUGAUGGACAGUGGUCGCAAGGCCUCAUAUCUGCAGCCCGGAUGGUAGCAGCUGCAACAAGCAAUCUGUGUGAGGCAGCCAAUGCAUCGGUGCAAGGACACGCCAGUGAGGAGAAGCUCAUUUCCUCAGCGAAGCAAGUGGCAGCUUCCACUGCACAGCUCCUGGUGGCAUGUAAGGUGAAGGCGGAUUCGGACUCCGAGGCCAUGCAGAGGCUUCAGACUGCAGGAAACGCAGUGAAGCGGGCAUCUGACAAUCUGGUCCGAGCUGCUCAGAAGGCCGCCUUCAACAAACCAGAUGAGGAGAACGUUGUGGUGAAAACACGAUUUGUUGGAGGAAUUGCUCAGAUCAUUGCAGCCCAGGAGGAGAUGCUGAGGAAGGAGAAGGAGCUGGAGGAAGCUCGCAAGAAGUUGGCGCAAAUCCGCCAGCAACAGUACAAAUUCCUGCCCUCGGAGCUGCGUGAGGAUGAAAGCUAAUUGUCAGAGGCUGGCAAGCCAGCGCGCAGGACGGAUUGUGGUCCCUCUCAGAACUUGAGCCACCUCCAACUGGAACGCUGGUCGCUUUGUAGACCGUGGAGGCUGGGGGAUCUUUUGCAUCAUCCUGGAUUUACCCAAUUGUAGAUUGUAGUCAGAGUAUGUUAGUUUUAGUAUUGGCUUCCUGUUCUCCCAAGGCUUGCAUGCACUAAAUACUUAUCAGGGACGUUUACAAAGAUGAACAGGGCAAGACCAGGUCCUGUGCAGGAGGAAGACGCUCACACAUAGAGUUGUAUCUCGGAUGAUCUGAGUCUUCCUGCUCCAGUGAUGAAGGAAGAUGGGAACCUGUCCCGUGGCUAACUCUGUUAUCCACCUGAGCUGAGAAUUUUUCCGAAGCCGCUCAGAGGGUUUGGGGUUGGGGUGGAAUGGGGUUUAAUCAGCAUCACUGCCAUCGUUGUGAAGAGUUGGGUAGUGCUCAGCAUUGAACUGACCCCGACCCACUGAAGAGCAGGACGGCCAGCACGGUGUGGAGCGAGUCCCCGUCUCUCUUCCCGGGACGGGAUCCUGUCCAAAAACCUUUUAUACCCACCCACCUACCCCCUUCCUCGCCGCACCCCCACCCACCCCCACCCCAGGAUUGCUUUCUGUACAGUCAGUGGGUGACAUCCCAGUGACGUUCACAUUUGGAAAAGGAAUGGUGAGAGAGCAAGAAAGAGAGAAAACAAAGCAAAAGCCAUGUUGUGUUUACAAAAAUGAGUGCUUGGUUGAAGGAAAAUCUAGACGUGAACUAGAAAGGCAGUGUUCUUAAAGGGGGUGCAGAGAAAUUUCAAAGCACGGUUCCAAGCUCAUGCCAUGUUUCCAGGCGAUGGUCCCCCCGGUGCC